Molecule: messenger RNA, 1285 nt
Organism: Lycium ferocissimum
Lineage: Eukaryota; Viridiplantae; Streptophyta; Magnoliopsida; Solanales; Solanaceae
Product: inositol monophosphatase 3
Exons: 12
Coding region: 82-888 (268 amino acids)
Biological process (GO): phosphatidylinositol phosphate biosynthetic process; inositol metabolic process; signal transduction
Molecular function (GO): inositol monophosphate 1-phosphatase activity
Source: RefSeq, a predicted model, not a curated record
CUCUCUCUCUCUGUGUCUGUAUGUAUAUAUAUUCACAUAUUUUCCCUUUCUCUUGCAAUCACUCAAUUAAAAUAUCAUAAGAUGGCCCAAAAUGGUUCACUUGAAGAGUUUCUUGAUGUUGCAGUUGAAGCAGCAAAGAGAGCUGGAGAGGUAAUUCAUCAGGGAUUCUACAAGACUAAGAAUGUGGAACACAAAGGACUGGUAGAUUUAGUCACAGAAACCGAUAAGGCAUGUGAAGAUCUCAUUUUUAAUCAUCUCAAGCAGCAUUUCCCAAGCCAUAAGUUCAUUGGUGAAGAAACGACUGCUGCUUGUGGAAAUUUUGAGCUAACUGAUGAACCAACUUGGAUAGUUGAUCCACUCGACGGAACGACUAACUUUGUGCAUGGGUUUCCUUUUGUCUGUGUAUCUAUCGGUCUCACAAUUGAGAAAAAACCAACAGUUGGUGUAGUUUACAACCCAAUUAUCGAUGAGCUUUUCACUGCAAUCGACAGGAAAGGUGCUUUUCUCAAUGGGAAGCCAAUCAAAGUAUCUUCACAGCCUGAACUUGUGAAGGCUCUUCUUGCUACAGAGGCUGGAACGAAGCGUGAUAAGUUAACGUUAGAUGCUACUACAGGGAGAAUCAAUAGCUUGCUUUUCAAGGUCAGGUCCCUUCGGAUGUGUGGUUCUUGUGCAUUAAAUCUCUGUGGUGUGGCAUGUGGAAGGCUUGAUCUCUUCUAUGAACUUGAAUUUGGAGGCCCUUGGGAUGUAGCAGGUGGUUCUGUGAUAGUGAAAGAAGCUGGAGGGCUUGUGUUUGAUCCAUCUGGUUCAGAAUUUGACCUCACAGCUCGACGGGUAGCUGCUACAAAUGCUCAUCUCAAGGACGUAUUUAUCAAGGCCUUGAACGAAUGAGAAUCAUGGAAAAGGGAAAGAAGCUCUCUCUGAAACCUGUUUUAUUUCAUUAUUAAACGGUGUAAAGCUACUCAAGUCCUGACUCCAUCUUCAGGAUUCAAGCAUUAUUUAGCCAAGAAACGAUUUUUAAUUAGCAAGUCGACCGUGCUAGCCUUUUUCAAUAUUCAAAGACCAGAUAAUGGUAUAGAUUUGAUUCUUUAGUGUAAGAAGCUUCCUGGAAGGCCAUUUUCUGUCAAAGACAUCAGUUUGUUUGAUGGAAAGGUACUUCAAUAAUAUAGACAAUAGGACAGAUUUGGUUCUAUAUUAUAAGAAGCUUCCUGUAAGGCCCAUUUCUGCCCAAGACAUCAGUUUGUUUGAUUGAAAGGGGCAUCAAUAAUAUAACUUCUCCUUUGUCUUU